Molecule: messenger RNA, 1780 nt
Organism: Rhodamnia argentea
Lineage: Eukaryota; Viridiplantae; Streptophyta; Magnoliopsida; Myrtales; Myrtaceae
Product: acyl-coenzyme A thioesterase 2, chloroplastic
Exons: 5
Coding region: 58-1476 (472 amino acids)
Biological process (GO): acyl-CoA metabolic process
Molecular function (GO): fatty acyl-CoA hydrolase activity
Source: RefSeq, a predicted model, not a curated record
UCCAGCGUCCCUCCAACCCAUCUUCAUCCCCCAAAACAGCUUCGCUCCGUGAAGACGAUGACGCCUCUCCGCAGAGCGCUCCCGAGCCGUCUCCUCUCCAAGCUUCCUCCUUUCGAGCCAUGGACUCCCCUCGCUCGACUCUCCACCACGACGGGCGACGGAGCCCCAGCUGCAACGGCGGGCGCCACUCCGACGGCCUCGUCUGCGGCUCCGUCCUACGAGAGUUCUCCGCCCAUCGACGCCGGGUCGUCGAUUCGCAAGCCGAUCAGCCUGUGGCCCGGCAUGUACUUCUCGCCCGUCACCAACGCCUUGUGGGAAGCGAGAUCCAAGAUAUUCGAGGAGGCCGGGGAUACCGGUGCCAGCGAGAAUGCUGCGUCGCUGGAGAGCGAACUGGUUCCGAGGAGUCCGUCGAGGAGCAGGACGAGCAUUUUCUACAAGUUUUCGAGUGAUUAUGUGCUCAGAGAGCAGUAUAGGAAUCCUUGGAACGAGAUCAGGAUGGGGAAGUUGGUGGAAGAUCUCGAUGCUCUCGCUGGGACUAUAUGCUAUAAGCAUUGCUCCAGCGACGAUGGCACCACAAGGCCUCUAUUACUAGUCACCGCUUCCGUAGACAGAAUGGUUCUCAAGAGGCCAAUCCGUAUUGACACCGACUUGCAAAUAGCGGGAGCUGUUACAUGGGUUGGGCGAUCGUCAAUGGAGAUCCAACUGGAAGUAACUCAGUCCACAGAAGAAACCCAGAAUUCCUUGGAUUCAGUUGCACUUACCGCCAAUUUCACAUUUGUGGCUCGUGAUUCUAGAACUGGGAAAUCAGCUCCAAUUAACCGUAUCUCACCAGAGACAGAGAGAGAAAAGUUACUAUGGCAAGAGGCAGAAAAAAGGAAUAAAAUGAGGAAAAAGAAGAGAGAAGAACGUAACUUAGAUACUAAGAUAGAGGACUUGUCCAGGCUCCAAGAUUUACUUGCCGAAGGUCGAGUCUUCUGCGAUUUGCCGGCUCUGGCAGACAGAGAUAGCAUUCUGAUAAGAGAUACUUGUUUUGAGAACUCGUUGAUAUGCCAGCCACAGCAAAGGAAUAUACAUGGGAGGAUUUUUGGAGGAUUUUUAAUGCGAAGGGCUUUUGAAUUGGCCUUUUCAACCACAUAUGCCUUUGCUGGUGUGGCACCCCGGUUCGUUGAAGUUGACCAUGUUGAUUUCCUGAGACCUGUGGAUGUUGGUAAUUUUCUCCGCCUCAAAUGCUGUGUUCUGUAUACGGAGCUUGACAAUCCAGCUGAACCCCUGAUAAAUGUUGAAGUUGUGGCCCAUGUGAUGCAACCUGAGCUCAGGUCAAGUGAGGUAUCAAACAAAUUCUACUUUACAUUCACUGUACGUCCUGAGGCCUUGAAUGAUGGAUUGAGGAUUCGGAAAGUUGUCCCAUCCACGGAAGAAGAGGCGUGGCGUGUUCUUGAACGUAUGGAUGCUGAGAGCUGUCAGACUUCAUCCUGAAUGCAGUCCUCUGGUGAAUGAAGCGAAGGCGUGGCGUGUCCUUGAACAUAUGGAUGCUGAGAGCUGUCAGAGUUCAUCGUGAAUGCAGUUCUCUGGUGAAAGAAGCGAACACCCAUGCUUACUCGCAGGUUGAAUGGUAAUUAGUGGGGGACUGAAGUUGAUACUCAAAUGGCAUAAAGUGGACGAUAUGACCAAGCAAAAGGGGCUUUGGAACAUCAGUGUAGUUUGCCUGUCCCACCAAGCAUGUAGCAAAGUGCAAUUCUUUGUUACUACAGAAAAAGUGCCACUGCACGAGUAUGAUGAA